This is a messenger RNA of Hydatigera taeniaeformis, 231 nucleotides long. The record is from the annotation of a GenBank genome assembly. Lineage: Eukaryota; Metazoa; Platyhelminthes; Cestoda; Cyclophyllidea; Taeniidae.
AUGACGCUGUAUGCAACAUGGGAAGAAUUCGCAAAGGAUGCAGAAAUGCUUUAUAGUAAAGACCCAUUAGGGUUUAGAUUAGUUACCAAGUAUCGACACAAGGACCAGAAGUUGAUGGUUAAGGCUUCUGACAACCAAAGCACUCUUAAAUAUGUCGCCGAAUUGGCCCAAGAUGUCAAGAAGUAUGAAAGGUUUACCACCUUGCUCAUGAGGCAUAUGUCUUCGAAAUAA